Messenger RNA from Adineta steineri, 555 nucleotides. The record is from the annotation of a GenBank genome assembly. NCBI's taxonomy places the organism in Eukaryota, Metazoa, Rotifera, Eurotatoria, Adinetida, Adinetidae.
AUGAGUGAAGAUAAUUUUAUAUCAAAUAGUUUAAGUGAUCGAAUUGAUCCAAAACGUGUUCGAUACCCUCAUUGUAUUGUUUGGACACCAAUUCCAUUUCUUACAUGGCUUUUUCCAUUUAUUGGUCACAUGGGUAUUGCACGUACUGAUGGUGUUAUUAGAGAUUUUGCAGGACCUUAUUAUGUAUCAGAAGAUAAUAUGGGUUUUGGUCGACCAACACGAUACUUACAACUUGAUUUGAAUCGUAUUCCAACAACACCAAAUUCUAAUAAUGUCCAUGGUGUUUGGGAUAAAGCUGUUGAACAAGCAUCAGGGGAAUAUAAAAAACGAAUGCAUAAUUUAUGUUGUGAUAAUUGUCACUCACAUGUAGCUAUGGCAUUGAAUACAAUGAACUAUGAUCGAAAACAUUCGUAUAAUAUGAUUAAACUUUGUUUUUGGAUGUUUUUUCGAGGAAAAUUUGUUAGUUUCAUUGGUUUUAUUUUAUCUUGGUUGCCAUUUCUUAUAAUUCUGACUGUUUUCUUCGGUUUUACCUUUUUUUUUAAAGCUACAAAAUAA